This is a messenger RNA of Mesorhabditis spiculigera, 654 nucleotides long. The record is from the annotation of a GenBank genome assembly. NCBI's taxonomy places the organism in Eukaryota, Metazoa, Nematoda, Chromadorea, Rhabditida, Rhabditidae.
AUGGCCCGGAGAAGCAGGAUGCGCCCCUACCUUGACCAAUUCUGCCAGCUGCCCAAUCAGGGAUACAUUGUCUGCAUCAUUGGGCCGAUGUUCAGCGGGAAAACGACCGAGCUCAUCCGAAUCCACGACCGUUACAAGAUUGCCAAGAAGAAAUGUGUGCUGGUGAAAUACGAUGGGGAUAUGCGAUACGAUGCACACCACAUUACGACCCAUCAACAGCAAAAAGCCCUGGGAUGCACGGUAGUUGCUCAUCGACUGGCCGACGUCCGCGAGACGCUCUUUGACGAAGACGUCGAGGUUGUGGCGAUUGAUGAGGGGCAAUUCUACGACGACCUGGCCUCUACCUGUGAACAGCUUGCUGCUGAUGGGAAGAUUGUGAUCGUCGCCGCCCUCAACGGAGAUUUCAUGAGACGGCCGUUCGCCGAGGUGUCCAAGCUGAUCUCGUUCUCCAACGACGUGAGGAAUCUUUCGGCUGUUUGCAUGCGCUGUGGCACGGAUGCAUCCUACACAUUCAGGAACACCAAAGAAACACAGGUCGAAGUCAUCGGCGGCUCCGACACGUAUCAAGCUCUCUGCCGGGCCUGCUAUUAUGCAUCUUCAAUUGCUAAGUGCCACGACACGUGCUCCAAGCCCAGCCGCCGCACCUGCAAUGGA